AUGGCCAGGAUGGAUCUUCCCAUAAACAAGGGAACAGGAAACAUACAAGGCUACAAUAUAGCAACUCUGUUUGCAAAAGACAUCAAAACAAAGCUGAAGGAAAUAUUGGAAUUAGAAGAGGGUGAUAAGAGGUGUUAUGAACCACACUGGAGACAUCUGCGAUGGAUUGACAGGAAUGACUUGACUGACCAUAAUGUGAUGAAUAACUCUGUGAAAGGAAUGGAAGAAAGAAAUAAACUUUUUCAUAAAGAGGUGUUUGGUCUCUUCAGUCCUCCAGGACAUUACCUUAGUUUGAAAAACUGCAAUAAUGGAAAGCUUAUGGCAACACUGGAAGAUGAGUAUGAUAUUUUUUUAUUCAUCCUUGUUGAAGAAAAUGGAGAGGCAUAUUGUGUAAUGACAGGACAGAGAUUGAAUGAAGGAAUUAGAUACUUUAAGGAUGUAUUGCUUGUAGAAGCAAGAAUCAUUAUCGCUUCUGUUGUCAAGAACAUAACAUAUAGAGAAGCUGAAGAACUUCUCUAUCCAUUGAAAUAA
Messenger RNA from Saccostrea echinata, 531 nucleotides. RefSeq lists its product as uncharacterized. The transcript has 6 exons. Bases 1 to 531 code for a protein of 176 amino acids. The record is from RefSeq and is a predicted model, not a curated record. NCBI's taxonomy places the organism in Eukaryota, Metazoa, Mollusca, Bivalvia, Ostreida, Ostreidae.